Messenger RNA from Paramormyrops kingsleyae, 3649 nucleotides. RefSeq names its product hyperpolarization activated cyclic nucleotide-gated potassium channel 3 (gene hcn3). The record is from RefSeq and is a predicted model, not a curated record. Gene Ontology annotation, cellular component: HCN channel complex; membrane; dendrite. NCBI's taxonomy places the organism in Eukaryota, Metazoa, Chordata, Actinopteri, Osteoglossiformes, Mormyridae. Gene Ontology annotation, molecular function: voltage-gated potassium channel activity. Gene Ontology annotation, biological process: regulation of membrane depolarization; potassium ion transmembrane transport; sodium ion transmembrane transport.
UCUCACUUAAAUAAGACAGACUUAUCGAAAUAAGCGAGACUUUCCCUUAAUCCUGCUUCGUGGAAUAGCCCCCAGAUACUUGGACUUAUACCAAACGUUUUGCGAAGGAACGCAAAAUUAUAUCAAGAAAUAUUUUCCCUCCCUGACCUCUUAGGGGCUCCGUACAUACGGAGCAUACAUUAACAGUACGUUGUACGUACUGUUAAUAAAGGAAUGGAUUCUGUGUUGCGGUUUUUUUUGGGGGGGGUGUGGGCAGCUACAGAUAUUUUAAUAUGUCCCAGCGAAUUGCGUGACAUUUUAAAUUCGUUCGAACUUGAUUUUUUAAAAGAGUGAUAGGCCUACGAAGACAUUGGAAGCUGAUGUACAUUAUAUUGAACGAUUACGUUACAUACAGUGGGGAUUAAAUACGAAUUGCCGACUUGCAUGUUGCACAUGAAUGACCCCUCAUCUCGUACUUUUGAGUUGAAACUUUGGAAAUACUUUUGAUACCCGAGUUCCCGAGUUUGGAGAGGACACUUUCAGUUAUAAAUGCUUUCAAUCAACAGGUAUUUAGAGGCAUUCAGGACACUUUGCUAAACCUUCAAUAAAGCUCCAGUUACCGCUGAAGAAAAGCAGCCUGCACCACAUUUGGAGACAACUGCCUGCACCACACCUCACAUCACUUUGGUGUUUUACUAAAAGCUUCCUAAAAGAAAGACUCAGGAGUUUGGGUGAUUCAGCUGGAGGACUUCUUGAACAUUCUGAGGGGUAAUCAAAGAAAUGAAGAGCAAAAUAAAACAAGUACCAGAAGAGUUACACAGAUUUUUUAGACUAAAUUACCUCUUUUAAUUUGACUUCUGGUUAAGUUUAAUAGAAAUAUAUCACUCAUCAGACACACCGAGUGCUGCAGCGCAAGAGGCAACGGCUUAGAGUGUCGCUGUCUGGGGAACAAUUUAUUUUUGGCAUUUUUUUGGAGGAUAUUUUUCUGCAUCUUUAAGGAAAUAACAACUACAAAACAGAAGUAGGACUUCCAGUAGGAUUUCCUUCUGAGGAAAGAAACCAGGUACAGCACCAUUCUUGUGAUGCUAUGGACACCAUGGUGACUGUUUCAUCAACAGGUGAGGACAACUCCUCUACAAAUGUGGCCUCCCACCGCAGAUAUGGCAAUUCCCGCACAGCAAACGCAAACCACUUCCACUUGGACACCAUGAGGAACUAUUCUGAGCCAACUCGGAGGCUCUCAGGGAACUCUCUUGCUGCUGUCAAAUCUGGUGAAUCAAUGGACUCUUCCAGAAAGGCAAGCAGUGCUACUAAUGAGCCCCUGGCUGGAACCAGAGGCAUCCCUGUGGCCUCCCAGGGUGAUGUCACACAAGAUGGGGAGGGACACACCUACGUCGACAACUCUGGCUGCAUCUAUAGGCGUAUCUCACCCAUGCUGGUGCCGUCGAUCAACAAGUUCUCCCUGCGCAUGUUUGGCAGCCAGAAGGGGGUGCUCAUGGAGCAGGAGAGGGUGAGGUCCCUCGGCAUAUGGAUCAUCCACCCAUUCAGUGAAUUCAGGUUCUCCUGGGACUUCUUGAUGCUGGUCCUGAUGAUUAUAAACUUGAUAACCUUGCCAUUUGGAAUCACAUUCUUUGACGGUGAUGACAGCUCAUGGUUUGGAAUCAUUUUUGGUGUCAUUAGUGACAUUCUCUUCCUGUUUGACCUGAUAUUCAACUUCCGUACUGGCCUCCUGAAAGAGGAUACCUCCGAGGUUGUGUUGGAUCUAACUGCCAUCCGCCAGAACUACUUCCAGACCUGGUUCGCUGUGGACCUUGUGUCUUCCAUGCCUGUGGACUACAUUUUCCUCUUUGUGGACUUGGACGACCAUAUGGACUCAGACAUGUACAAAACAGCUCGUGCACUGCGCGCCAUGCGUUUCACAAAGGUCCUCAGCCUGCUUCGUCUGCUGCGGCUGUCUCGACUGAUCCGAUACCUUCGCCAAUGGGAGGAGAUCCUCAAUACAAAGUAUGACAAGGCCAGCGCACUGCUGCGCAUCACCAACCUCAUUGGCAUGAUGCUACUGCUGUGUCACUGGGAUGGCUGUCUGCAGUUCCUGGUGCCCAGCAUGCAGGACUUCCCGUCCCACUGCUGGGUGGUCAAGAAUGACUUGGUGAACCAGACCUGGGUCGCACAAUACUCAUUUGCCCUGUUCAAGUCCAUCAGCCACAUGCUGUGUAUUGGCUAUGGUGUCCACGCUCCAGAGGGCUUAGUGGAGGUCUGGCUCACCAUGCUCAGCAUGAUGGUGGGAGCGACCUGCUAUGCUAUGUUCCUGGGCCACGCCACCACACUCAUUCAGUCACUAGACGCGUCCCGUCGGCAGUACGAUGAGAAGUACAAGCAGGUGGAGCAGUACAUGGCAUAUCAUAAGCUGCCAGCAGACCUAAGACAAAGGAUCCAUGAUUAUUAUGAGCACCGAUUCCAGGGGAAGAUGUUUGAAGAAAGCAGAAUCCUACGGGAGCUGAGCGACCCACUUAGAGAGGAGAUUGUGAACCAUAACUGCCGCCACUUGGUGACCAAUGUGCCACUAUUUGUUUCUGCGGACCCAAAUUUCGUGUUUGCUGUGAUGACCAAGCUCUGCCUCGAGAUCUUCCUACCUGGGGAUAUCAUCAUACGCGAGAGUUCGGCGGCACGCAAAAUGUACUUCAUCCAGCAUGGAACUAUCAACGUGACCACCUCCGAGAAUGAGGAGCUGAGCCUCACUGAUGGGGCUUAUUAUGGCGAGAUGUGUCUGCUGACCCGAGAAGACAGCACAGCCACUGUCCUGGCCGAGACCUACUGCCGCCUUUACUCCCUGUCAGCAGAUCACUUCCAUGAGGUGCUGGAAGAGUACCCCUUCAUGAAACCGAUCUAUGGGAUUGAUGAUGAGGAUAACCCAAGGCACAAUGAUAAAAGAGAGGAGCAGUUGCUGCAGAAGAAUAGCAUGACAGGAGAAGGCACUAUGACAUCUCCAGACUCAUCCCAGUGUGACACUGAGUUAGGUGGACAGGCCAGCAAAUAUGGUUAAUGAAUGUUAUAUUUCUAAAUUAAAACUGACUCCAGCCAAACCAGUGGAGCACAAGGAUUAGCAUAAGCACCCCUAACCCAAACCCAACCUGCCUCCUGCCUGCAGUUCUCCUCCUCCAGACCUUUUCCAGAAUGUAUACAGUCCCACUCUCAGCCCCUCCUCUGUUAGGUCCAGGUCUCUUCCUAGACAGUUUUGUCCUUAAACCCCACUUAUUUAAUACCAUGUUUUUGUGUUUAACACAUUGACCUACGUUUCAUUAUCCUAACUUUUAUAUGCGAGCAAAUUGCCUUUAGACACCAUAAUGACAACAUGACACAUGUUAUUUCAUUAUAUGUAACAUAAUAUUAAAAAUAAAUAUUUAUACACCUUAUAAGAAAGCAAGUGUUUCUGUCUUUCUUAAUUUAAAGUUAGAAUCAAUUCUAAAAUUGAAAGCAUCUCUGCACAUCCCUACUACCCUGUCUUAAUUGAUGACAAGAGACAUGUUAAGCUGUUUGCAGCUAUUCUGGUUGCUUGUGUUUAUGUUGGUUUCCCUUAAUUUUUGUAAGGUUUUGUAAUAUGCCUAUUGGAUUAUAUUAAACUGUGGCUAUUUAAUAAUAUUUUUUAUUUUUGCUUGAUUUAUAGACCUAU